Messenger RNA from Diatraea saccharalis (sugarcane borer), 7081 nucleotides. NCBI's taxonomy places the organism in Eukaryota, Metazoa, Arthropoda, Insecta, Lepidoptera, Crambidae. The record is from the annotation of a GenBank genome assembly.
AUGCCGGCCCUGGCAGAGUACAUUAAAAAUCAUCUUUUAAUAUCGCCUUGCGCAAGGAAGGCAUGUUUAGAGCAAGAAUCGAGAGUGGCGGAGCUCCGUUCGCUCGCAGCCCGAGUGGCGGCAGAGACAGGUUCGCGAGCACUGCAGGCUGACGCCGACGCACUGGCCAGGCGGCUGCAACUCGUCGCCGGCGCGGUUCAGGCCCUCGCAGACCUGGGAGAAGCUAGACAGCUUGCGAGGGCUAAAGCGCAGCACGCUAAGAAAACGUUCUGCGAUAUGAAACAGGACCUAGCCCCAGUUCACGAAGACGGAGAGAUAGUGGAAGAUAAACUUAUAGCCUUACGAGACAAUCUCAUAGCACUGGGGAAGAGUGAAGCUGAUAUAGCACCAGCAACAGCUGAACUACCUGAUAUCGAUCGUGAUGUAUCCGAUGAGCAUUCGAUAGUGAGAAUCCUGGAACUAUGGCAGGCGAUGUUCAGGGAUACGUUCCUACAUUAUCAUAGACUGUCUACCGCACUAGUCAGAUCAGGAGACGCGGCAAUCGCGCUGCGCCUCUGGCAUGAAUAUCUACUUGAUUUACAGUCAUUCCUCUCAGGUUCAGUACCAGCUGAUUAUGAAAACUUGACAGAGCACCGUCGUUUGUGCAGGGUUCAUCGAAACCUACUCACAUCUCAAAGAUCAGUUCUCAUGAAUGAAAACAAAGAAUUGAAAAACAGGGAUCUUGCCGACAAAUUUGACACGCUGACUAAUCUUCACAAUGAAACUUUAGCGAGAAUAGUGGAAAGACAAGAUGAAGUCUGUACGCGAAUAGCUGCAUGGGAUGAUUAUAGAGAAAUAAAUACUGAACUACUGCGGUGGCUCAAAGAAAUGGAACGUGAAAAAGAAAAACUUCAGCUAAGAUAUGUCCACAUAAAAAGAAUAAAUAAAGUACUGAAUAAGAUACAGAAUCUCUCCGAUAAAAUACCUGAAGGGCGAAAACAAACGGAAAAGUUACUUAUAAAUCUCAAGAAAGUACUCGAAUUUACCGAAGAAGCUUACGGAGCAUCUGUCAGAAUAGAAUAUGCUGGCGUUGUUAAGAGAGUUGACAAUUUACAGGCCAGUCUUGAUACAUGGCGAGAUUUCCUAUCGCGAAUACUUGCCUUAAUAGGUGAAUACGAAUCGUUAACUAAUGACCUUCACAAACUAUAUUCAAAAACUCAAGACGAAAUCAAGUCAUAUAAUGAUGAAGAACGACUAUCCAGGCCUCAAUUGAAAAAAGCAGUUGAUAAAUUUACAGAUAUGAAAGCUAAAAUUGAAAAGACUGAAAUGCAGAUUGAAGCGCUAAGUGUUGUACAAGAACAACUUAAGGAAUGCCUUAGUCCCCAGGAUAUAAGGAUAGUAAAUCAAAAGUUAUGGCAACUUACGCAACAAAGAGCAGAUCUGGAACAUCAGCUAUCGAUAAUAAUUCAUAGAUUACAAGAACGACUAGAAAUUUACAAUGUUUACGAAACCCGACUAACACGCUUCUCUGAAUGGUUAGUAAUCCUUGAGUCUCGCUUAGAGUCAUCGAGUCAAGGAAGUGAAAUUAGUGCUUUAGACCCACAAGAUUUAAUUAGGAGGAUAAAUUCCGACAUUCAAGCUGAAACCGCUAUGAAAGAACGAGAAUUCGAAUGGCUCUCUGAAACUGGUACUAUGCUAAUUGAAAUAUCAAAGAAGGACGAAAAGUCAUAUAGCAAAAGUACUUCAAAACAAUUGAAGGAUGUCCAAGGCCGCUGGAAUAAAGUACAAGAAACGGGAAAGAACCGAAUCGCUAAGAUAAAUGAACUUCUCGACACCAUAUCACAACUCGAGAAACGCUUAACUGAAAUCAGAACUACAUUACACACUGUUGAGUCCCGAUUAACAGCACCUAUACUAUUAGAACAUUUGACAACGAGAGCCGUGGACGACCGAUUCCAAGACAGGGACGAUAUACAAAAGAGCAUCGAAAAGGAAAGCGGUGAAGUAGGGGAAACACUAAAUCUCUGUCUCCUCGUGUUCAACGACGCAGAUGUCUUAAAAGGUAAUUUCGAUCUCCGCAAUUUACGCACUGGAUACGACAUCGUCGAAAAGAAGUGGAAAUGUAUAUGCGAUAUGUCCGAACAACGGAAGAACAUCCUUAAAGAGGUUCGCAAAUCGGCCGAGUUGGCGAAUUCAUUGUUGCCCAAAGUCGAGAAGAAGCUCGAUGCGAUCGAAAAAAGAGUUGAGAAGAUCGAAACUAGGAAACAGCGAGGCGAGCCAGAGGACGAAAGCGUGUCGAAAGCUGCUAUAAAAGAUCUGGAAGCAUUGGAAGGCGACGUUAAACGAUUAGAAGAUUCCUACAGUCGACUGGCGUCCUCUCGAGGGUUAGAGCUUCGAGGUGAAGGCGCGGAUACUGCGGCGAGAUUGCGUGCCGCGGUACGACGUUGGCAACAACUGAGAGGAAGAGUGGACGCAGCGGGCGCAGAUAUUCACAGACAAUUCAUUGCCGCUCAUGGUAAAGCGGUCGUCGCGUUAGCCGAAGCCGACGUGCGAUUGACACGAGCUUUACAUCUCGCGCCGACACCGCUGGACAAGGAUGCUACUCUUAAAGAAUUAGAGAAUGUAGAACAAGAGUUGAUGGAAUGUGAGGCGUUGGUGAGUGAGGCGGAUCGAUUAUCUACGGGGUUAAGUGCGGAAGGCGUGGCAGACAUGGUGGCGGAGUACCGCGCACUCUACGCCGACGUAUGCGCGCGGCUUCACAUCGCACGCGCGGAACUCAUACAAGACGUAGACACCGCCGUACAGGUGGACACUUUGAAAUGGGAAACAGACGCAGCCCUACAAGUGGACACACUCACAUCCAAAGAAACCUAUAGAGUAGAGCUAGAAUCUGCCGUCAAAGAAACGUCGGAAUCGCUCGAAGCUCUUCAGACAGCUUUACUUCACCAGCCUCAAGACAACGCAAGUGGCGAUGAGUUGGCAACGGCCGCUAAGGAAAUCGCCAAGGCCGGCGCGAAACCGAGCCAAUCUCUAGAACUAGCCAAACAUCUAUCAGAGUUGUUACUAACCGAAUGCGAUGCGACGGAAGACGAAGCGAUGCUAAAAGAAGUGGAGUCUUUGUCUUUGAGAUACGAAGACUUGCUAACGCAGGCCAAGAAACGCGAGUUGCAAAUCAACAACUUGAGGUUGCCCCACACGGCGUCCUACGCGCUCACGUGUGAACAUGAAUCGGGUCGGUUGACUUGUCCUCUAUGCUCGGAGCGUAAUUGGAAACAGCUGGACAACGACCUCUGGCGGCUGGAACAGUGGCUGCAGUUCGCUGAAGCCACUGAAGCCGCCAGAACAGACCCUCCCGAACAGUAUGACGCUCUGGAAGACGUCAUUCAGGACCACCGCGAGUUCCUCCUGGACCUGGACUCGCACAAGUCCAUAGUGGUGUCGCUGAACGUGGUGGGCGCGCACGUGGCGGCGCACGCGGCGGACGCGGGCGCGGCGGAGCGCGUGCGCGGGCGCCUGGCGCGCGCCAACCGCCGCUGGGACCGCGCCUGCAGCCGCGCCGCCGCGCAGCAGCGCCGCCUGCAGCGCGCGCUCGUGCACAACACGCAGUUCCACGACAUCGUGGUCGAGCUUGUGUCGCGGCUCUCGAACGCGGAACGCAGCGUGCGGGCGCGGGAGCCGCUGCGGCUGAGUCGGCCCGCGGAUGCGCUGCAGCGCGACUUCAGGCGCUUCAGCGAACUCAGGGACGAGCUCGCGGCCGCCGAACCGCGCGUGCUCGCGUUGCACGACGCCGCGCAGCUGCUGCGUGCUGAAGACGCGCCGCCGCAUUCGGAUGACAUAUGCCGCAGACUGGGCGAGCUCCGGCUGCGGCUGCAGUCGCUGCGCAAGCUGGCGGCGGUGUACGCGCUCAAGCUCGGCGCCGCGCUGGCGCGCCGCCCCGCGCCCGCCGCCGCCUCCGCGCCCGCCUCCGCGCUCGCUGCCAUCGUGGCCGCCGCCGCGCCACAGCUUAUGGAGGAGGAAGAGGAGCAGAUCUCCACGAUGACCCUGCCGCCACUCGACGAGUCAGACGUGGUGCUGAGUGAGGAAUCCGAAGAGCAGGAGCUGGGGCGCGUGGCGCGCGGGCUGCGCUUCGUGUCGCGCGUGGCGCGCGCGUCGCUGCCGUUCCAGGCGCUGCUGCUGCUGCUGCUGGGCGCCGCCGCGCUGGCGCCGCACGCGCACUCCGGCUGCCGCGACGCGGGGCCCGGCCUCGAGCCCGUGCUGCGCUACCCCGACGGCCCGCCGCCGCUCUGAUCCGCACGAAACUCAUCCACGACCCGCUCGCCCGAGGAACUGUUCCGUACAUAUUUUACGCAUAUGUGAACGCGGCUAAAUUUUUACGAACUAUUUCUUUUGCUAAUUAUGUUAUCCUGUUAUCGCUGUACGAUCGUUAGCGACGAUAUGUUUUAUAGUCGCGGGCUCUGGGGCGGUCGCCGGCUUUCCCUCUAGGUGACGACCGUCGUGGAUUCCCCCGAUAUGUCCGACUUUAUUUUGGAUUCACGCGAUUGCCCGCCCGUGAAUCGUCCGGUUUCGAAUUUGAAUUUGGUAAAACGGUCCGUCUAGGCCGUCCGGGCGCCGUCCGUCCGGUCGGUGCCCGACGAAAAUUAAAAAAAAAAUACAUAGGGGCCGCUCGCCCCUGCCUUUCGCGUAAACGCGGGAACCGAGCGGCGGGAACAUUCCAGGUGCUAGGAGCGUGUCGACCGCCGCCUCCGGUGUGCGUUAAUCUCCACUUUUUGUAUAUUUGUUACUAUUUAAAACAGAAAAAGACAUCCCGGGACGACGGCCGAGACGCCUAAUUUAGCUCCGAAGCCACACGAUAUAUUUAUCAAAGAAUAUUUAUUUUAAUUUAUAUAUUAUAUUUUAAAAAAUGUAUUUAAAAUGCGCCGCACGAAGAGACGGCUUUCGAAUCGCAUUCACGCAUUGUUACUUAACUAUUAGAUAGUAAGGACUGUUUAUAAUGAAGUCAAAUAAAGCCUUUGCAUUGAUUGAAAUGUGACGUUUUAUUUACAACAGGAACUACUUAUAAUAUAUUAGUAAGAUAUUUACCCGUAAAUUUAUCGAUAUUUUAUGCAAUCUUCAAGAGUAAAGAACCACACCAAAAAAAAUAUAUAACGGCGGGUAGUCAAAAGGUGCUAUUACGAAACCCAAAUAGAUCGUCCAUAUCGGAGGACUAUCUUUAAAAUAACACUGCAGGCGUGUAUACCAACGUGGAUUUGUUCCAUUUUAUCACUUUUCUUACGAAACUAUAACGAGAUGAGCGUGAUGUCAUCAGAUGUCUUUACUCCUCGGCGAUCGGAAACAGAAUGUGUGCCAAAAUGGCGGCAACUUGGUUUUUAUAAACGAACUGUCAAAGUCAGUGUCACCAUUCUAAUAAAAUCAAAAGUAUCGAUGAUCGCGCUCUCUUUACAAUCGAGUAAUUAAGUAAUCGAGUAACUAGCAAUUAAAAUAAAAGAAACUAAAUCAAACGAUCUUCGUAAUGAUGAUGCGACACGGCCAUUCUGGGAGACGGUGCGUGCUCUGCGCCAGUCCCGUUUCUGUAACAAAAUAGAAGAGCUUUUCUGAGCUAGGUAUCUGUAAACCUAGUCAUUUGGGAAUUUUGAUUUGAACUAGAUUUCGACCAUCAUUUUUUAAACAUCAAAUUUAUUACCAACGGGUAUUUUAUCACAAUUGUUAUAAAAACGGUAGUUAAGUUGCUUAGGAAAGGUUUAGGAAAUUUUAGGAAAUGGUUUAGGAAAAUGAGCUGUUUUAUCAAGUAUAUUUGGUCAAUGCAAAUGCUCCACGCAUAAUUGCAUUGAUUAUUGUACUCGUAGCAAGUGUGAUGCUGUGGUCAUGAGCGGUCCUGUACGCCAUGAUCCACAGUAGCUCAAAAUGAGAUGGGGAAAGGUCGAUGCUGGGGUCUGGGUCUUACAUGAGACCGUGGUCCCCAGAGGUUCUAAAGGAAACAGGCAGGACGAAGCUGGGGUCUGGGCCUUAUUUAUGACCGUGGUCCCCAGAGGCUCUGUGAAAAGACUUAAAAAUUGGGAAGUUCAUUGGAUGGGAUUCAUAAGAAAUUAUUGAUUAUUGAAUUGAACUUUCAUGAAAAUGUUUUAACUAGGCAUCUAAUUGAUGUAUAGCGCGGUAGAUUCUUUUCUCGGUCAGUCCUGACUUCAACAAAAGCAAGAUUUUGAAACCAAUCGAAUCUUUAAUAAUUAGAGACCGUUUUGACUUUAAGUUUCUUUAGUUAUAAGAAUUUAAGAGUUGAUAAAUCCUAUCAUCAAAUCUUAUUUACAAUGAAAGUAUGCAUAAACAACAAACUGGUUUGAGAACCUCGAUUGCACCACUUAACCAGCAAUGCGAUCACACUUUUUCAAUUUUAUUUUCACUUAACUAGUGAUUUUAAGAGUGUUACUCAUUCGAUUACUAUGAAUUCUUUACGAUAUUAAUUACUUUAUAAAGGAGCACUCUACUUCAGUAUCAUAACAAAAUGAAAACGACUCACCAAAAUGCUGCAAAAUACUAGCAAGGGUAGCAAUGAUGCAGACGUCUACACGUCGCUCAAUAACAAUGCCAGCAGACGAGCCAUCAGGUUUGCCACCAUUGCAUCUUCUUCGGCUACAGGUAUAUUGAGAGUAGUGACUAUCUGUUCAGCAACUGUUCUUCAUAUUAGGAACGCUUGGUUGUCCCCACGAAGGCUUCAAAUGUUUCUUCUUUUAUCGACAGGCAGAAAUAUUGCCAGGAUCGAGUUCGGGCAGAUGCACAUGUGACUCGACGACAGUACAUGUGACUAAAGUGGAUAAGGGCGAAAAAGUUUUGAUUUUGUUACCGCAACAAGAAUUUCCAUAUCCAUGACAUCUGUAUGUCCACUUGGUCGGUUACAUCCCACUUCUGAUAACGGCGGGUAGUCCGAAGGGGCUAUUACGAAGCCCAAAUAGAUCGUCCAUAUCGGAUGGACUAUCUUUAAAAUAACACUGCAGGCGAGUAUACCAACGUGGAUUUGUUCCUUUUUAUCACUUUUCAUACGAAAAUAUAACGAGAUGAGCGUGAUCUAGUCGGAUGUCUUUACUCCUCGGCGAUCGAAAACAGAAUGUGU